CAAAAAAAUUGGUUUCUGAUAACCCAAAGGUCACGGCUGGUGCAUUAACUGUGAGCGGCCUUGUUCUAGGUCCACUUGCGUUUGUUGGUUUGGUAGGUGCGGUUGGAUUCGGUUCAGGUGGUAUAGCCGCUGGAUCAAUUGCAGCAUGGAUGAUGUCAUUGCAAGGUGGUGCUACCGUUGCGGGUAGUCUCGUAGCUAUUCUGCAAUCAGUUGGCGCGGCUGGAUUAGGC
Messenger RNA from Racocetra persica, 230 nucleotides. The record is from the annotation of a GenBank genome assembly. NCBI's taxonomy places the organism in Eukaryota, Fungi, Glomeromycota, Glomeromycetes, Diversisporales, Gigasporaceae.